Molecule: messenger RNA, 2206 nt
Organism: Cannabis sativa
Lineage: Eukaryota; Viridiplantae; Streptophyta; Magnoliopsida; Rosales; Cannabaceae
Product: plant intracellular Ras-group-related LRR protein 9
Exons: 3
Coding region: 327-1901 (524 amino acids)
Molecular function (GO): protein binding
Source: RefSeq, a predicted model, not a curated record
AUAAAUGGCCAGAACAGAUUCCUCCGAGUCCCAUAUUUCAUUUCAUCCUCCAUUCUAGAAAAGCCCUUUUUCUUCUUGUUUUCCGGAUCCGAGAAAGAUUAAACUGACUAUGUAGCCCGAGUCAUACGUUGUCGUUUUGUACACGUGGAAGCUAAACAAAUAAAUAAAUAAAUUAUAAAUCUCUAUUCCGUUCCCUAGUAGGGCCCCACAUCCACCCAAGAAGAAAACCCCUCUCAUAUCCGAUACCAACAAACUCACUCAGUUUCACUCUCUGUCUUUAAUCAAAGACAAAAGAAUCUAGAAGAACAAGAACAACAUCCGAAAACAUGGAUCCGAACCCGAAAACCUUCCCUAUCCUAUCGUACAUCAUGGGCCGGAUCCCCACCUUUGGGCCCAGGCCCGAUGAUCCUCCGGUCGAUAUCGAGCAACCUUUGCCGGCCGAAGCCCACUCUGAUCCGUCGUCUUCUUCUUCAUCGGGGGCAGGUCAGUACGAGUUAGUCGAGCAGAUGCCCCGUUUGACCGACCCGAAGUUAAUCGAGGCCAUGACCCGUGCUGUGACCGAUGUGGCCCAGACCCGAUCCGUGCUCAAAACCAUCGGCGACCGGCCUGACCAUGAGGCCGUUGACGGGGCUAAGGCCAAGCUGGCUGAUAUCGAAGCCAACCUGGCGAAGCAGCUCGAGGAUUUGGUCCUCUCGCCGCGACCGGAUGUGGUUGACCGGCUCCAAUGGCGGUCCCAACUGGCUGAUAAGGAGAAUGAGUGUAGGAAAGAGUCGGAGAAGGAAAAACAGCUGUAUAAGGCGAUAAUCCAGUUGGAUGAGAUGCAUGAAGCGUACGAUAAGCUUUUGAAGGAUGCAGAAGAGAGGUUGGAGAAGAUUUAUGAGAUGGCGGAGGCCGGUGGUUCGGUGGAGGAGGCGGAGCCGAGUGAAGAGGAUCAGGUGACUGACGAGGUUAACGAGGAGGUGGUUGGGAUUCUACAGGAGGCUUCUGGAACUGGGUUGGAGCGCGUGGACCUUUCGGGUCGGCAAUUGAAGUUCUUGCCUGAGGCCUUUGGGCAUAUUCGUAGCUUGGUUGUACUCGAUAUCUCAAGCAAUCAAUUUGAGUUCAUUCCUGAUUCAAUAGCUGGAUUGGAGAAUCUUGAGGAGUUGAAUGCCUCUUCUAAUCUUUUGGUAUCACUGCCAGACUCAAUUGGCUUGUUACAGAGGUUAAAAAUUCUGAAUGUUUCAGGAAACAAGCUAAGUGCCCUUCCUGACACCAUUGCUCACUGCAGGUCAUUGGUUGAGCUGGAUGCGAGCUACAACAACCUGACAUACUUGCCAACAAACAUAGGUUAUGAAUUGGUUAAUCUUGAGAGACUUUCAAUCCAGUUAAACAAGAUUCGUUCACUUCCAACUUCUGUUUGUGAGAUGAGAUCUUUGAGCUGUUUGGAUGCUCACUUCAACGAAAUUCGUGGCCUUCCACAAGCAAUUGGGAAGUUAACAAACCUUGAAGUUCUCAACCUGAGCAGUAAUUUUAGUGACUUGACAGAACUUCCAGAAACGUUUGGUGAUUUAACCAACCUCAAGGAACUUGAUCUCAGCAACAACCAAAUCCAUGCACUUCCCGAUACCUUUGGCCGUCUCGACAGCUUGACCAAACUCAACUUGGAGCAGAAUCCCCUUGUGAUUCCGCCAUCUGAGGUAGUGAAUGAUGGGGUUGAAGCUAUCAAAGUUUUUAUGGCUAAGAGAUGGCUUGACAUACUAGUGGAAGAAGAAAGGAAAAGUAUGCUUGAAGUACAGGAGCAAGCACAAGCUGGAUGGUUAACUCGCAGCACUUCCUGGUUGAAAACUUAUGCUUCGGGUGUUACCGAGUAUAUUGCUUCUCCAAGAACUCCUAAGGAUCCCUAUCUUGAUCAGCAGCUGUGAAGUGAUGUCUCCAGGAUAUUUUUUUAUUGAGUUUCCACUUUCACUUGCUGCCAUGAUCCAGUUGUUGAUUAUGGAAAACUGCUUUCUGCUGCAGUACUAUGCUUGCCUCUGUCAGUGGCAAUGGUAGUACUUUCUUAAAUUUGUGUUUUGGUUUCAUUAAAUUUUGAGGAAAUUACAUUUAUUAUGGAACUAGGCAAUAUAUCCGCCCUUCGUGGUUAGUUUUAAAUAUUUAAUUUCGUGUUAGUUUAAAUAUUUUAUUUUAUUUUAUUGAGUUAUUAUUAAUAAAUAAAGUUAUAAAAUAAAAA